This is a messenger RNA of Lachancea dasiensis, 1236 nucleotides long. NCBI's taxonomy places the organism in Eukaryota, Fungi, Ascomycota, Saccharomycetes, Saccharomycetales, Saccharomycetaceae. The record is from the annotation of a GenBank genome assembly.
AUGUCUGUUGUCCAAAUCUCGUAUCAGUUCUCAAGUUACAGGGAAAAGGUUGAGCCUGGAAGUGACUUGAACGACGUCCUGCAUCGAAGUUUGUCUCAUUUUAAGCUCCACAGCGAUAAAAACUGGACUCUUCAACACCAUGAUAAGCCGCUCCCACUGACAGUACCAAUUCGGCUCCUCAAUUUGGCUAAAGGCGCUACCUUGGUACUCAAGGAGUCUCAGGUCGCGAAUUCUAAAGGAAACCAACUAAAGAUCAAAUUUGUAGUUCCUUCAUUUGGAACCGAGAUCUGGGCAGGUUAUUCUAAAAGUAAGAUAUUAGAGGCUGUCGAGGAUGUUUUCGGUCGUAAUUCUUGGAGUCUGGAUCCGCAAAGCGUGAGGUUCCAGUGCUUCGCCAAAAUUUGGACCUAUGAUCAAAUCCGCGACACGACGUUUGAGCAACUAGGCAUCGCAGAAGACGUAGCGAUAAGGGUCUCGAUGGCGAAUACCAGCAAAAAGGUAUCAAACAACGCUGAGGAUUCAAAGCAUCUCGAAGCCCCCACUGACGUGACGGAUUUACCAACUCCCCAGGCAGUUGAGUCGCGUGCCAAAGGUGACCAAACACCCAGAUGUGAAAACGUGCGUGAUAGCGUUCUUGCUUAUAUUCCAAGCACAAAUUCAAUUCCAAAGGACUUGGGUGUGGAGGAUGAUUUUAACGUCACGGUCAACCAAUUCAAAAAAUAUCAGAAGAUGUUAUCAAAGAGCGCAGGCGGUGAUCAACCACUCUUAACAAAGAGGCUGCGAGAAGAAAAGGCCCCAAAAACAAUGAUAGAAAACUGCAAUGUACGGGUACGUUUCCCCGAUCGUUCUUGUAUUGAUAUCAAUUUUAAACCUGAUGACACAAUCCUGCUAGUGUAUGAGGCUGUUUCAAGGUGUCUCAGCGACAAAGCACUUCAAUUCCGCCUUUUUCAUUCCCAUCCACACCAGGAGAUUAAAAACACAGAAGCCAAAUUAGUUGCGGAUUUGGGUUUUGGUUCAAAAACGCUAUUGAUCUUCGAGAGCGACUAUAGAGCCUCGUAUCUGCGUUCGGAUUUACUCGAAAAAGCGAAGUCCAUGGCGGAUUCCAAGCGAGCGGAUGAGGCCGAACAAACAAGGACGGCGGCCGGAGGAAAUGGCAGCGCAACUGAAGCUGAAAAAAAGCCUACCACAGGCUUGCGUGCAGGGCAUAAGCCCAAGUGGCUCAAAUUGGGAAAAAAAUAG